This is a messenger RNA of Spodoptera frugiperda (fall armyworm), 978 nucleotides long. Its product is annotated as succinate dehydrogenase assembly factor 4, mitochondrial-like. Bases 140 to 532 code for a protein of 130 amino acids. The record is from RefSeq and is a predicted model, not a curated record. The transcript has 2 exons. Gene Ontology annotation, cellular component: mitochondrion. Gene Ontology annotation, biological process: mitochondrial respiratory chain complex II assembly. Lineage: Eukaryota; Metazoa; Arthropoda; Insecta; Lepidoptera; Noctuidae.
UCACACUGACACUGUACUGUCAGAGUCAAGUUAUCAUUUGUGACUUGUUACUGAAAAAGUAAUUCGUAAUUCGUAUUUUUCUUGUAAUUAUUUUUUCUGAAGUAUAAUUUCUUUCGACUUCGACUUUUAAUUUUGUACAAUGUUUCGUAUAUAUAAUUUACAGAAAAUUAUCCCUAAAAGUGAGUACACACAAAUUCGUUCAGAUUUAUCUAGUUUAAGAUUGAUGAUAUGUAAGUAUUCACAUAAUCCCACUACACCUGAGGUAGCAGAACAAACCGAAAAAGCCAGAGAUGAGGCAAAAAGGCCUCAAUCUAAGAGGUUGGAAGAAUUCCGAAAGAAGUUGAGAGAAACUACUCCAAUUGAUGAUCUUGGAGAGCAACCUACAAUGCAUCCAUCUCAAAAGGAGGAAAAUGCCUUACCUCCAUGGCCCAAUGACAUCAAUCCUCAUACUGGAGAAGUAGGUGGGCCUAGAGGACCUGAACCUACUCGCUAUGGAGAUUGGGAAAGGAAGGGGAGAUGCACAGAUUUCUAACUCUUUGUAGUUAUGAUUACAUAAAAAUAUUUAUUUGACCAUUGCAAUGAUGAAUAAUGAAAGGUUAGAUGACUGAUAAGAGUCUUGAAAAUGUCUGUGAUGUCAGCUGUAGAUUCUCUCAAAGUAUAUUUUAUCUAUUGUAGAUAUAGGUUACAAGUAAAGAGGAGGGGGAGAGUGAAUAUAUUUAUUGUGCAAUUCUUUUUUCUCUGGAUCUGUGUAACUGUACUCUAUUUCAAUAAUCACUUGUAGUAGUAAUAAUAGCUUCCUUUAGAUACAUAUAGAAAAAAGUAGCAAAGCUGAAAUACAUAUUACAAAAAGUACUUAAUUUUAGUGUAUUUAAAGUCUUGUCAGUUACUACUACUGCUAUACUAGAUACUAUACUGCUUUAAUUCAUAAUUUAUUUGUUGUAGGAUUUUUAGAAAUAAAAUAUUGUUGAAAUGUUUAAA